UUUUUUAAUUUCUAUACAGAUAUUGCAUUCUUUAAUUUUAAAAUAUGGCUGAAAUUGGUACCGAUGAAGGUGCCAUGGAAAUAGAAACUAAUGAUGGUUUGGGUUAUGAUAGUCUUCCUGGAACUCCUGAACAAGAGAAAUAUAGAAAAAAAUCUAGAAAAAAAGACAGAAGCGGUAAAAAAGCAAAGAAAAAACGUAAGACCGAAGCCAGCGAUGAGGAUAACGAAGGAUCUGCUAUUGAAAGUGAUCCAGAAGUGUCUUUUAACAUCGAUGGAGAAAAACAGAAAAGGAAAAGGAAGAAGGACAAAAAAAAGAAGGUUGAGGAUAUAAAGACAUCUAAAGAGAUUUGUGAGGAGUGGGGUUUGCCUCCAUUUGAGCAUGAUUAUACUGAUGAAGAGUAUAAAACCUAUGUAACUUACCGACUUUUCAAUCAGUUUGCCAGAACAAAACUUGCUACAUUAUAUCCAAGUCUUGUAAUAGCAAAAAUGUAUCCGCUUAUAAAUGCGCUGUGGAGGGAAUUCCAGUCUUUGGAAGGAUUUCAAGAGAUGCAGGAAUCGAGCAGUAAUGCACCAUCAUCGGGUGUGCCAACGCCAACAAUGAUGGCAGCUGAGAUGGAAGAUUCACCCCAGCCUUCUGUUUUGCGAGGUCCCACUGCUUCUGUGGAUGUGGUGCCUGUGGACAAAAAGAGCCGUAGUCGUAGCACCACACCAAAAUUUGGGAUGAAGAAGGAAAAAAAAGUUGCUCCUCUUCGUAUCAGGCUUCCCAUGAAAAGAAAAAAGAAAGAUGCUUCGAGCGAAGAAGAAAAUUCACCAUCAGAUAAUGAUUCAGAUAUGGAUUUUGCAGAGACCUUGGCAGCUUCUGUUUUAGAGGGUGAAACCAAACCAAAGCAAUCUAAAAGAGGUGGAGCAAAGGGAAGAAAGGUAAAAAGCACAAAGAAGAAAACAAAGCCUAAAAUGAGAGAUCCAAGUGAAGAAGGAUAUGAAACAGAUCACCAAGAUUACUGUGAUGUUUGUAAACAAGGUGGCGAAAUUAUUUUAUGCGACACAUGUCCUCGUGCUUUCCAUCUUGUAUGCUUGGAUCCCCCAUUAGACAAAGCUCCAGAGGGUAAAUGGCCUUGCCCUGUUUGUCAGGCACAAGGAAUCAAACCAAAAGAUAGUGAUGCUGAAGAGUUUUCAGAGGAAGAAGUUGAGGAAGAGGUUCAAGAAGAAGACGAUCAUAUGGAGUUUUGUACUGUUUGCAAGGAUGGUGGGGAUCUGCUAAUCUGCGAUACUUGUCCAAACUCUUAUCAUUUAAAUUGUUUGAAUCCGCCUAUGGUUGUUGUUCCAGAUGGUGAAUGGUCAUGCCCAAGAUGUGCUUGCCCACAACCCAAGGGUAGACUUGAAAAGGUGAUGGCUUGGAGAUGGAGAGAUGCUCCAUAUACUGAAGUACCUGAUGAUAGACCGGGUAAUGAAACAGGCAAGAAAAAGUUGUGGGGUUAUAGACAGCGGGAAUUUCUUGUAAAAUAUUAUCAUCUAUCUUACUGGGAAGUGGAAUGGAUAACAGAGCUACAACUUGAAAUUUACUUCAUUCAUCAGUGGAGAACAUUCACGCGUCGUAAUGAUAUGGAAGAGGAAACACCAUUGGAAUGGGACGAUGAGUGGACAAAUAAAGAAUUGGCGAACAAGUAUUACAAAUAUGGUAUAAAUCCAGACUGGCUUGCAAUACACAGAAUUAUCAAUCAUAAAAAAGCAGGGAGAAGCGGCCAAAUCCAAUAUUUAGUAAAAUGGAAGGAUUUGGGAUAUGAUAAGGCUUCGUGGAUAUUGGAAACCAAUGAAGAAGUCAUUGGAUUACAAGAUGCUAUUAAAAAGUAUCAUGAACAUAGAGAGAGUAUAGAAGGAGCAGCAAAAGAAAAAAAGAAGAAAAAGCGCAGAGAAGACAGAAAAAAAGAAGACAAACCUGAUCCUUCUGAAAAGUACGAAGACCAACCUACAUACAUCACAGAUAUUGGUGUUGCAUUGCAUGAUUACCAACUAGAAGGUCUAAAUUGGCUUAGAUUUUCUUGGUCACAAGGUACCAACACCAUUUUAGCAGAUGAAAUGGGACUGGGAAAAACUAUUCAAACUAUUGUAUUUAUAAAAUCAUUAGUUCAUGAAGGUCAUUCGAAGGGACCUUUUUUAAUAUCGGUACCAUUAUCCACUAUGAUCAAUUGGGAACGAGAAUUUGAAUUGUGGGCACCAGAACUUUAUGUUGUAGCUUACUAUGGUGGAAAGGAUUCUCGGGCAGUCAUUCGGGAACAUGAAUUUUCAUUCACUGACAAUGCAAUCAGAUCAGGAAAUAAAGCAUACAAAAUGAAAACCGGAUGCCUUGUUAAAUUUCAUGUCUUGCUGACGUCAUAUGAAAUGUGUUCCAUCGAUAACACAACUUUGGGGUCUGUCGAUUGGGCAGCUGUUUGUAUUGAUGAGGCACAUAGACUGAAAAACAACCAGUCAAAGUUUUUCAGAGUGCUAUCUGAAUAUAGCUUUGGAUUCACACUUCUACUGACAGGAACGCCAUUACAAAAUAACCUAGAAGAACUUUUUCAUCUGCUGAAUUUCUUAUGUCCAGAGAAGUUCAAUGAACUAGAUGUCUUUCUUGAUGAGUUUGCUGAUAUAUCACAAGAAGAUCAGAUUUCGAAAUUGCAUGACAUGCUUGGACCACACAUGCUGCGUAGACUAAAAGCAGAUGUCCUAAAAAAUCUUGCAUCAAAAAGUGAGUUCAUAGUUCGAGUCAACCUUUCACCACUUCAACGAAAAUUUUAUCGAUACAUUCUCGCCAGAAACUUUGAAGGUCUAAAUUCAAGAGGAGGAGCAAAUAAUUCUUCAUUGCUUAAUAUUAUGAUGGAUUUAAAGAAAUGUUGCAACCAUCCAUACCUGUUUAAUAAAGCUGCAGAGGAAGCUACACGUACGGCAAACGGUGCGUUUGAGGGUCAUGAAUUGAUCAAAGCAAGUGGAAAGCUCAUUGUUUUGCAUAAGAUGCUUCGUAAGUUGAAAGAACAAGGAAAUAGAGUUCUGGUCUUCUCCCAGAUGACAAGAGUUCUCGAUUUAUUAGAAGAUUUCAUGGAAUAUGAAGGUUAUAAAUACGAGAGAAUAGAUGGAUCUAUUACUGGUUCUUUACGUCAAGAAGCAAUAGAUCGCUUCAAUGCUCCUGGUGCUCAACAAUUUUGCUUUUUGCUAUCAACCAAAGCUGGAGGCUUGGGUAUAAAUCUGGCAACUGCUGAUACUGUCUUUAUAUAUGACAGUGACUGGAAUCCUCAUAAUGAUAUUCAGGCCUUUAGCAGGGCACAUCGAAUAGGACAAGCUAAAAAGGUGAUGGUGUACAGAUUUGUGACAAAAAAUUCAGUUGAAGAAAGGGUUGCUCAAGUCGCUAAGCAUAAGAUGAUGCUCACUCACUUGGUGGUAAGGCCUGGACUAGGUUCAAAAUCUGGUGCACUUUCAAAACAAGAAAUGGACGAUAUUUUAAAAUUCGGUACUGAAGAGCUUUUCAAGAAUGAUGAUGAUGACAAUACUGAAGGCAGUGAUUUUAUUCAUUACGAUGAUGCCGCUAUUGACAAGAUUCUCGAUCGAAGUCAAGAAGGUAUUCAAGAAAAGGAGAAAGAUACUGGAUUAAAUGAAUAUCUAAGCUCCUUUAAAGUUGCUACCUAUAAAUUCAGUGAAACUCAGGAUGAACCUGAGCAAGAACGAGAAAUAAUUAAAGAUGAAAUGGCUGAACCAGAUCCAACCUAUUGGGAGCGUUUGCUGCGACAUCAUUAUGAACAGCAACAGGAAGAACUGGCUUCCACUCUCGGAAAAGGAAAACGUGUGCGAAAGCAAGUCAAUUACUAUCAUGCUCAUAAUGUUGCGGAACAAGAACGUGAAUGGGAAGACAAUGGAAGUGAUUACAGUAUACACAGUGAUGCUGGUGAAGAUGAUGAAGAAUUUGAUGAUCCAGGCAGACGACGUGCUAGGCGUGAAGCCAACAAGCCUUUGCCACCUAUGCUUGCAAGAGUUGCCGGUAACAUUGAGGUUUUGGGCUUCAACAGUAGACAGCGGAAGACUUUUCUCAAUUUUGUUAUGCGCUAUGGUAUGCCUCCAAUGGAGAACUUUCAUGCACGUUGGCUUGUACGAGAACUACGAAGCAAGACGGAAAAGGAGUUCAAAGCUUAUGUUUCAUUGUUCAUGCGCCAUUUGUGUGAGCCUGGUUCAGACAAUUCCGACACAUUUUCAGAUGGUGUUCCAAGAGAUGGUAUUUCUAGGCAAUUGGUACUCACAAGAAUUGGAAUUAUGGCUUUGAUAAAUAAGAAAGUCAAAGAAUACAGAAAAAUAAAUGGGGAUUGGAGUUUUCCACAUCUGAAUCCAGUUUGGCAAAUGAAGCAUAAUGCAGAAGCAAACGAAAUUACUCACAUAUCCUCUGUUCCUUCAUCUGUUAAGUCUGCAUCAUCUUCAGUAGGCAAUUCUCCAGUUCCAACUCCCUCAGCUUCCAAACCUGUUUCACCAUCUGGUGAUAGCAAAGAAGCAGAGGAUGUUAAAACCGAAAGUGCAUCACAGGAUGAUUCUGUGACAGCUGAAGGAGAGAAGAUGGAUGUCCAAGAAGGAGUAGACAAAAAAGCUUCUGCUGGAAGUAAAGAUGCUCAAACUAAAGAUAAUGAUUCGCCACCUAAUGCAGCUGAUGAAAAUCAAACUGUUAAAGCUGAACCUGAUUCAGAUGUGAAAGAUGUUGAAAAGAAAGGAGAAUCUAAGCCUGAAAAACACAAAUUUAUGUUCAAUAUUGCUGAUGGUGGAUUCACUGAACUUCACACAUUGUGGCAGACUGAAGAACUUGCUGCUAUCCAUUCAGGUCGUAUAAAUGAAAUAUGGCACAGACGUCAUGACUAUUGGUUGAUCGCUGGGGUGGCAACUCAUGGAUAUGCACGAUGGAUGGACAUUCAACAUGAUCAUAGAUUCGCGAUUGUGAAUGAACCAUUCAGAGCAAUGAAUGAAAAGGGAAAUUUCCUUGAAAUGCAGAAUAAAUUUCUUGCCAGGCGAUUCAAACUUUUAGAACAAGCUCUUGUUAUUGAAGAACAGUUACGUCGUGCUGCUUAUUUGAGCUUGACGCAGGAUCCCAAACAUCCCGCAAUGGCACUAAAUGCACGAUUUGCAGAAGUAGAAUGUUUAGCGGAAAGUCAUCAACAUCUAUCAAAGGAGUCAUUGGCUGGUAACAAACCAGCAAAUGCAGUGUUGCACAAAGUUUUAAAUCAACUGGAAGAUCUUCUUUCAGAUAUGAAGGCUGAUGUAGGUAGACUUCCUGCCACAUUUUCACGAAUUCCUCCUGUUGCAGCAAGACUUCACAUGUCAGAGAGAGGAAUUUUGAACAGGUUAGCACGUCAGCGUCAGGAAACUCCACAAGAUCAAGCAAGUGCACCGGUACAACCAGGAGAGUAUCCUACCUAUGAAUUGAUGCCUUUUGGACCUUUUACUUCAGGUCAAGCACUCCCAAGCUCUCAUGUUGCAUCAAAGGAAACAUCGUCAAAAGUCAAUUACAGUCAAAUGCUGCAAGAACAUGAUCGUUCAUCUACUGGGACAACUGAGCAGAGUGUCAUUACUAUUGAGGAUUGAGUCACUCAAUUUGAAUAUUCAUGUAGUGGGCUAUGCAUGUGUUAUCUAAAUGUGAGAAAAGGAGAAAAAAUACUUCCUUUGGCUUUUUUAUUUUUAAUCUGCCAAACAUCAAACAUUCUAGAGCCAGAAAUGUGUGAUUUGCACCACAGAUUUUUUUUUAACCAGAAUUUCAAGACAUUUUUGCAAAGCUCGUUUUCCUAUUAUUUCAAUUGAAAAGUUGUUCUUGUUUCUUCAAACAAAUCAUUUGCAGUUAAAAUUAGGAUCAUACACAUUUAACCAUUAGUACUCGAUUGUGUUUUCAAUACUUAUUCCCUAAGACCAAGUGUAUGUAUACUAAGCUUCAAAUUUAUUUAUGAUGUUUCAAGAAGUCUAUUAUUUUAUCAACAUAACAAGGCAUUGUUCUAUGAUUUCUCAGCUAUUUAUUGUAACAAGACAACUGACCAAACAGUUUCAAUGAAGCUGGCAAAGUUUUAUGCAAGUGUGCAUUGCUUUCUCAAAAUGCCCAAACUUUGACAAUAUAAUUGUAAAGUUAGAAAAAUUCUUAUUACCAAUUACAUUUUAACAAAUGUAUUAUGAUUUGAUAUUGACACCUGUGACAUCAGAAGUUGAUUGAGUGUUUGAAUACAUUCUAAAUUGGUUGCGUUCAAUGUAGUAAAUAUGUCAUUUUAGGAACCAUCUACUAUACUAUGUCGGGUUAUAUCUUUCUGUAGGGGAGGCCAAAUUGGAAGUAUAUUUCAUGAACAAUAUUUUAUUAGAAUCGGUUUUGGCCUUUCUUAAUUGGCAUAAUCAGGAAUUUAUUUUGUUGAGAUGUAGUGAAAGAGUAGUUGAUGUUACUCUCAAUCAUCUCUCCUGAAAUGAGCAUUGAAUAUUAUACUAAUAUCAGUAGAUUCAAGUUAUCAUCAAUUUCAUUGAAGAAGUUUUUUUUUCUGUUUUGUAAACAUUUGUUGUCAAAGUCAUUCAUACACAGCUGUGUUGUUGUACAUCUGUUUUGUAUUGUUGUUUGUCAUUUUGGCAGAAAUUACAUUCUUGCAUCCUUUGUUGUAUAUACAAAAGAAGAAAACAUGGGCUUA
This is a messenger RNA of Styela clava, 6658 nucleotides long. The record is from RefSeq and is a predicted model, not a curated record. Lineage: Eukaryota; Metazoa; Chordata; Ascidiacea; Stolidobranchia; Styelidae.